AUGACAUCUUAUCAGACAGAGACCUCGUUUGGAAAGCCUAGAGACAUUCCAAGUGAACCUUGGCUAACUAAUUGCAUCAAAAUUUGUGGAUUAUGUUGUCGAAUUGGUUGUCCGCCUUGUCCCAGCCACAUUGUCCGUAAAGUAGCCUUUCAUCCACCUUCAAAAACAAACUCCUAUAUUAUUCAAUUGAGAGAUGAUCCAAAUCAAAUAAUUACCAGUGCCAAGCAGAUUUGUAAUCAAGCAUUCUUUAUCUACCCUUUAGUGAGCAAUCAACAAAUAUCGAACGAUUAUCAGCAUCCUACUCAAACUUUCAUAGUCCAAACAAACUUGGGCAACUAUCUGGUUGGAGUCAAGUGUAGUCCUCCUGUCUCACAAAGUAGUCGUACGAAUUCCAAAAAAGUCAUUAUUUUCGCUCAACCAAACUCCUCUGAUUUAUGGGGAUACUUACAUCCGUCUGGGUUAAGUCUGAUGAAGAUGGCAGAUAUUUUCAAGGUGGAUGUGUACGGCUUCGACUAUUCAGGAUUUGGAAUGUCGAGCGGAACACCAAGUGAAGAGAACAUUUAUUCAGAUAUUAAGGCUGUAUAUGAAUACGUUCGAACGAAUGAUCCUGAUAAAGAGAUUAUUCUUUUGGGAUAUAGCAUAGGAACAACUGCUGUGAUUGACUUAGCAUCAAGGAAUUGCUCAAAGUUAGUUGGAGUAAUUCUGAUAGCUCCGCUAACGAGCGGUUAUCGUUUAUUGAAAAAUGAGCCUUUUUUAUCCCAGGGAAAAUCCUGCGAUUGCUUCACAAAUUAUGAAAAAAUUUCGUUAAUAGGAGUUCCGGUUCUAAUAUGUCACGGAAUGAAUGAUACAAUCAUCUCAUCUGAGCACUCAGAAGCCUUAUUCUCCAUUCUACAACAUCCCGUCACCCCGCUGUUUCUUUAUGGAGCAGAUCAUGUUAGCAUCAUAAGUGGUAAAUAUAUUCAGGUUCUACGACGGAUAUACACGUGA
Messenger RNA from Auanema sp. JU1783, 987 nucleotides. The record is from the annotation of a GenBank genome assembly. NCBI's taxonomy places the organism in Eukaryota, Metazoa, Nematoda, Chromadorea, Rhabditida, Rhabditidae.